AUGUGCAGUAAGCGGUUCGGCAUACGCGAAGAGAACGUGGGCAUGGCGGCGGGUGCGCUCAUCGGCGCCUACAACCUGGCGUCGUUCGUGUCGUCCUUCAUGCUGGGCCACCUGGCCGACAAGUACGGGCGCAAGCUGAUCGUGCUGGGCGGCCUGCUCUCGGGCGCAGUCGGCACCAUCCUCUUCGGCUUCUCGCCCAACUUCGCCCUCGCCUUCGCCUCUCGGCUCCUCGCCGGAUUCUUCAACGCCAACAUCGCCGUCACAAGAGCUGUGUGUGCGGAUGUUACGGAGGGUCAGGCCCGUAUCCUCGCCUUCGCCUACACCGCGGCCUGCUUCAACCUCUCCCGAAGUCUGUCCAGUGGCAUUGGCGGAGCGUUCACCAUCAUCGACUUCUCGGGUGUGCCCAUGCUGGCCGACAACCCAUUCCUCUUCCCCUGUCUUGUCGGAGGCGCGUUCAACUUCGUCUCGCUGUUGACGGUGAUUUUCUUCCUGCCCGAGACCAGCAAGAGAGUGCAGGAGCACCAGCAGGGCAAGAGCAAGCAGUCCCUGCGCGAGGGCCUCAAGUCCUUCAAGGACUGGCUCAUGACCAAGCUCAUCUUCACCUACAGCAUCGGCUCCUUUUGCAACGGCGGCCUGCUCGUCGCCAUGGUCCUCUUCUACUCGCUCCAGGUCGAGCAUAGAGGUCUGGGCUUCGACCCGCUGCUCAACGGGCUGGCCUUCGCUCUCUUCUCCACCACCGGCUUCUUCUUUCAGAUCUUUGCCUUCGAGCGGAUGCUGAGGUGGCUCGGCGUUGUCAACCUGUACCUGCUCAGCUCACUUCUGCUGUGCCUGGGAGUCUUGCUUCUCCCCUGUGUCACCUUCAUCUACUGGGGCCUGGGCGUGAGUACGGUGUCAACGGUGCUGGUGUGGAUCGCGCUGGCGGUGAUCGUUUGCUGCUUGCUCGCCACGGGCUUCAUGUGCUUCCUCUCCACCUUGGGCGCCAUGGUGAGCAACGCCUGCGAGGACAGCAUCCAGGGGCUUACCAUGGGCAUGAACCAGAGCGUCUCCUCCCUCCUUCGGGCGCUGGGUCCGUUCGUGGUGGGAAUGGUGUUCUCGGCGGGCGUGGCGAUCAAGUUCCCCUUCUUCGGCUUCUGGAUCCUGGGCGUGCUCUACUUCUGCUGCUUCCUCUUCCUGUUUUGGCUGAGCCCGCUCGAGCGGUUCCGCGUGGGCGACACGUCCGCGGCCCUGGCCGACCUCAAGUCCAAGGCCGCGCAGGGCGAGGCCGAGAACCGGCCACUCCUCAAGACCGUCACCUCCGGCGAACGAUGA
Acanthamoeba castellanii str. Neff is the source of this 1308-nucleotide messenger RNA. Its product is annotated as transporter, major facilitator subfamily protein. The coding region runs from base 1 to 1308 and encodes 435 amino acids. Gene Ontology annotation, biological process: transmembrane transport. The transcript has 8 exons. NCBI's taxonomy places the organism in Eukaryota, Discosea, Longamoebia, Acanthamoebidae. Gene Ontology annotation, molecular function: transmembrane transporter activity. The record is from RefSeq and is a predicted model, not a curated record.